Messenger RNA from Saccharomycopsis crataegensis, 1587 nucleotides. RefSeq lists its product as uncharacterized. The coding region runs from base 1 to 1587 and encodes 528 amino acids. Lineage: Eukaryota; Fungi; Ascomycota; Saccharomycetes; Ascoideales; Saccharomycopsidaceae. The record is from RefSeq and is a predicted model, not a curated record. The transcript has a single exon. Gene Ontology annotation, molecular function: 2-oxoglutarate-dependent dioxygenase activity.
AUGUCCAAAGAAGGCAAAAGAUCCAAAAAUACCGGAGAGACAUCGAUUGUCUCAAAGAAACAAAAAGUUAAUACAGGACUUGGCGAUAAUUACGAUGGAUAUAAGCCAUUAGAGGAUAAUGAAAAGAUUGCGGAGAUAAAUAUCAAGGACAUCGAUGCCCAAAAAUUUUAUGAAGAGUAUAUCAAACCGAGAAAACCAGUGGUUAUCAAUGGCAUAAUAACCGAUUUAGAUAUUUCUGGAUUGAAGUCGGACACGAUUACUAAAACCCUUGGACGGAAGAAUCACGAACAAUACGAUGUGCAGGUUGAAAAACGAGUCGAUGGAGGGUUUGGCUCAGGGUUCCAAAGACAAACUAUGGCAUUUGACGAGUUUAUAGCAAAAGUGGUUAAUGGAGAAACAGAUGGCUACUUGACCACCCAAUAUGAUGAUGUUUAUGAUGAAGAUUUGGAAGAUUUCCCUGAAAGUGGAAAAGAGUUUAGCGAUGAUGAUGAAGAGGAAGAUGAAGAUGUCGGUGAUGACGGCAUGGGGGAAAGCGAGCGAGAAAAAGCUAUGAUGGAGGCCAUUAGAAACCAUCAUCAACAAGCAACACCGGAUGAUGUUGUUAGUGAAGCAGAUUCCAUCGAUUUCAACGAUUUGCAUGACGAUUUCGACGAUUUGGGGGGAGAAGAGGAAGAGGAGGAAGUCCUUGAUGAUUGCAAGGGGGAACCAUUGUAUGUAUCAGAAGCAGUGGAGAGAAUUUAUAGUCUUAUUCAAAAACCGUUAACCUCUCUUUUUGAGAAAGACAAACUUCCAAUAAUUCCUACUAUCUUGGAGACUUUAAUUCCUCAGCAAAUCAACAUUUGGGCUGGUUCUGGUAAACCUAACCCUGGGUCUUUAAAAAUUGAAAUAGACGAAACUAAGAAAGAUUUUGGCUUGGGAAGAAGAAUACCUGGUAAAGGUACUUCUUCUGGUCUACAUCAUGAUCAUGCAAAUAAUUUAUAUAUUCCUGUGCAGGGAAAGAAACGGUUUACAAUUUUCCCUCCAUCGGAGGCAGAGAACUUGUAUACUGUUGGUGAUAUAAAUAAAAUAUUCAAUUCAGGGGUCAUCGACUAUACCCCAAACGAAAGGGCUCCAAAGUGGAAGCCUGUUAGAAGUGAUGGUGCAGUUAUAGAAAACCCUGAAACUAUCAAAGAUGAAGAUGAUGAUGAAGAAGAAGUCAAUAAAUCAAAGAAACUUGAUCCUCCAUCCUUUUGUGAAGUUCCGCCUAUUCUUCUCCAUUCCGAUGAAUUAGAAGAAAAAGAAAAGGUCAUUCUCAGGAAUUUUGAAAAGAAACAUUUUCCAAAACUCAGUAAUGCCAAAAGAAUCACAGUUGAGUUGAAAUCUGGCCAAAUGCUUUAUUUGCCAACGGGUUGGUUUCAUGAAGUCUCGUCUUUUGGGUUGACCGAUGAGUCUCUGGACAAUAUGCACAUUGCUGUAAACUAUUGGUUCUAUCCCACAGAUGGUAACCUAUUUGAAAAUCCAUAUCUAGAUUCAUACUGGAAAACCGAUUUUCAAAGAACUCAGAAGGCUUACUCUUUGUAUAGGCAGGGAAAGUUCGAGUUGAGUUAG